This is a messenger RNA of Trachymyrmex cornetzi, 4551 nucleotides long. It is a transcript of the gene Syp, whose product is annotated as synaptotagmin binding cytoplasmic RNA interacting protein. Lineage: Eukaryota; Metazoa; Arthropoda; Insecta; Hymenoptera; Formicidae. The coding region runs from base 66 to 2099 and encodes 677 amino acids. The record is from RefSeq and is a predicted model, not a curated record. The transcript is spliced from 13 exons. Gene Ontology annotation, molecular function: RNA binding.
CAAUCACGUUGACGUCUGUCGCCAUUUCCUCGCGCGGAGGAGCCCGUUCGUUUAUUUUGCAAGCUAUGGCAGAAGGGAAUGGAGAGAUAAAAAUGGAAGAAAAACAAGAAAUGGAAAAUGUAGAACGGACAGAAGAUUUUAACAAACUCAUGCAAUACGGGCUAGACGAGAAAGUGGCUGCCAAAUUGGAUGAAAUUUAUAAGACGGGAAAAUUAGCUCAUAUUGAUCUGGAUGAAAGAGCUCUUGAUGCCUUGAAGGAAUUUCCAGUUGAUGGUGCGCUAAACGUGCUUACACAAUUUCUGGAAUCUAAUCUGGAACAUGUAUCCAAUAAAUCGGCAUACCUUUGUGGAGUAAUGAAGACGUACAGACAAAAGAGUCGUGCUGGUCAAGGUACAGGCACCAGCACGACACCUAAGGCCCCAGAUGAAGACAAAAUCAAAUUAAUUCUGGAAAGAACGGGAUAUCCUUUGGAUGUAACUACUGGACAAAGAAAAUAUGGUGGUCCUCCACCAAAUUGGGAGGGUCCAACUCCUGGCACUGGUUGUGAGGUAUUUUGUGGCAAAAUCCCAAAAGACAUGUAUGAAGACGAAUUAAUUCCAUUAUUUGAGAAAUGCGGAAAAAUUUGGGACUUGAGACUGAUGAUGGAUCCCAUGUCAGGUUCCAACAGAGGAUAUGCAUUUAUCACAUUCACUAAUAGGGAAGCUGCGCAGCAGGCUGUUCGAGAGCUCGAUAAUCACGAAAUAAAACCCGGCAAGAGUCUGAAAGUAAACAUUAGCGUUCCUAAUCUACGUCUUUUCGUGGGGAACAUACCAAAGUCAAAAGGCAAAGAGGAGAUCUUGGAGGAAUUUGGUAAAUUAACAGCUGGCCUGACAGAGGUGAUUAUCUACAGUUCACCAGAUGACAAAAAGAAGAAUAGAGGUUUUUGCUUUUUGGAAUACGAAUCUCACAAAGCAGCUUCCUUAGCCAAGCGAAGGUUAAGUACUGGACGUAUUAAAGUUUGGGGAUGUGAUAUUAUUGUUGAUUGGGCCGACCCUCAAGAGGAGCCAGACGAACAAACCAUGUCCAAAGUACGUGUGCUUUACGUACGAAAUUUGACGCAAGAUUGUUCUGAAGAAAAACUGAAGGAAAGCUUUGAACAAUAUGGCAAAAUUGAGCGAGUGAAAAAAAUCAAGGAUUAUGCAUUUAUACACUUUGAAGAUAGAGAUAAUGCUGUUAAGGCAAUGAAUGAAUUAAAUGGUAAGGAAAUGGGUGGAUCCCACAUAGAAGUUUCAUUGGCAAAACCACCAUCCGAUAAAAAGAAGAAGGAAGAGAUGUUGCGCGCCAGGGAAAGACGAAUGAUGCAAAUGUUACAGGGCAGAGGCGGUGGAUCUCCUUCUCAUCCGAGCAUGAUGGGAGGUCCAAUGCCAGUUCGUGGGCCCACACAGGGACCUCGGGGUACUGGUGCAGGUAUGCGUGGACAGAUGGGACGAGGCGAUUAUGAUUAUGAUUACGACUAUUACGGUUAUGGGGAUUAUCGAGGUGGCUACAGUGAUCCCUAUUACGAUGACUAUUAUCGAUAUGAAGAUUACUAUUUCGAUUAUGCGCCGCCUCCGCCGCCUGCCAGAGGGAGAGGCAGGCAGCCUCAACCGGCUGGUCGUGGCCGUGGAGUAGUGCCACGUGGCCGAAUCGGUGGCCCGCAAGCCCGUGGGCCAGUCAGGGGGGGACGCAACCCCGCAGCUUCAGGGGCCCGUGGGGUCCAGCGGCUGGCCGCUCGUGGGGGGGUCCGCGCCAAGGGAAGUUUACCAGUAAACCAUCCAAUCCUUCUCACCAAGGUAUCCAAGUCCCAUCCAUUUAAUAGUAAUAAAACUGUAGCAGGUAAACGAAAAUUUGACGGGGGUCACCAGAACCAGGGGGAAUCUAAGCGUCGCUUCCAGAGCAAUUGGGGAAACCAGCCCCUUGCCCAACAACCACUGGGCAAUGCAUAUGGAUUGGCGAGUGUAAAUGGUGGCAGUGGUGGUGGUGGCGGUGACAUAGCUUUCGGAGGUAGAGCCGGCACACUCGGCGGUGUUUCCGGCGACGAUCACGAAUGGUAUCAAGACUCUUAUCAGUCGUGGAGCUAACUUCUGCAAUCCUGUGAGUGAUAAAAAAAUAUGCACGAACAAAUGCAUGAUAAACGAAGUGAGAAACAAAAAACAUAAAAUAUAAGGGAAAAAAUAAAAUAAAAUCAGACUGACGAAACGUAGAGAGGGGGGGGAGGGGGAACUCGAGAUGAAGGGAAGGAAAGAGAUCAUCCAUUUGUAUUAUUAUCGCUCUUAAUCGAAUUCAAAUAAUGUAAAUGUUUUUUCAUAUUAAUGAUACGCAGCAAAUGUAUUCUGCGCCACCACCAUCGCCCACUGUUAUUGUGAUUAUGUACAGUGAUGUGCCACUGAGACUAAUUAUUAUAUCGGAGUGUGACCACCCACCCACCCCGUACUAUUAUUAUUAUUAUGAUACUAAUACUAAUCUAAGUACCACUACUGCAUUGUCACAUUGUUUACUGCCAAGUGAUGAAGAUCAGCGAUGUUGACAUAGGGAUUGUGAUGGCUUGUAUUAGUUAAGAGAACUCAUGGAAGCCUGCGGUUUAUUACGCGAUGAUUAGAUGUUUUGAAUCUAUGUGACGAAGCAUGUGUGUUAGAUAGGACGAAAUAAAUAGCAUGAGGGAGAAAAACGGAGAAGUUACAAACGAAAGAUAGAAAUCGAAAAGACGGAAGUUCAACUUUGAAGAGAUAGAAAAUGUAGGUCGUAUAGACAAGCAGAAGACGCAGGGCGAGAAUGCGAUAUUUAGUAAAUGUGCGAGAGAGAGAGAGAGAGAGAGAAAGAGAGAGGAAGAGAGAGAGAGAGAGAGAAAUUGUUUUUAAACGGAAUGUGUCUGUGUGUGUGUAUUUGUGCGUGGAGCGCGCCAAGCGUGCCACAAGACCUUCUAUUGUUGGUCUAUAAAUGUGUACAGUGAAACUAUUAUUAUUAAGAGUCACACAGGCAAAGUUUUGUGAAAGUAGAGAGUAUGAAACGAGUUGCAACGGUUCUGCGAAUGUCUCCUAAAUUAGGUUUCGGUUACAGCCAUGCCAGGGUUCUAUUGGAUAAGAAAAAGGAAAAUGGAAAAAAAGAGUAUUGCUCACAAUCGAGAGAAAACCCACUUGUACAGUAAAUUUUUCAAUGACAGUAUCCAAGUAGCAAGGCAAACUCGGAUCUAAAUUAUAAUAUAUUUAUUUGUUAAUGUGUUUCUUUUUUUUAUAUUUAAAAAAUCAAUCGUUGAAAACAAAUAUCUAAAGUGAAUCUAUUCCCUUUGAAAGGGAAAUAAAAAAGAGUGUAUUGUUUCUUCUAAAUUUUAUGUAAAAAGUAAAUUUGUUUCUUGUAUUCUUUUAUAAAAAAAAAAGAAAGGAAGAGAAGUUUUUAAAGAUGACUGACUAUGAAUUUGAUAAUGAUAGUCACAGAUUGAAGUAGAAUGUAAAAUGUAAUGUUUACAAAUGCAUGAAACACAUACAGCACACAUUUUGAGUGUUGACUUGUUGUUAUUGUUAGUCUGUUAGUUAAUUAGUAAGAGUUGUAAGUGCGGGCUGUAGUUGGUCCCUGUCCCUGGAGCCCAGACACCCCCUGUUCUGGAUGAUUAUUUGAAAAAGGGGAGAAAAAAAGAAAACAUAUGCAAAUCAUUUGUAUUUUACACGCACCCCCGGAAUAUGAAGACAAAUACGGUAUAAAAAUAAAAAAAAAGAGAAAACGGAUAUUGUAAUAACGGAAUAGCAUAUCAGACUUCUGUUUGUUAUAACAUACCAAAUGAGACGACACAACUACACACAUACAUAUAUAUAUAUAUACACACACACAAAUACACACUUACCCAUUCAUAUACCUACGCAUGCGCGCGCACAUUCACACUCACUCAUUCCAUUAUCACAUACAUAUACACGCGCAUAUAUGCGCACAUACACAUACGUACGCUCGCAUGCACGUGGAUACGUAUGACACUUAACAUACAAUAAUGGUUAUAUAUGUUAGCCUCUCGGAUUGGAUUUGGUACAAUAAUAGGAUUGAUGGAUGAUAUAUGUAAUAAGAUAUUGAGUGUUUAACACUGAACGAAUAUGCCACAGAUUGACCAACCAGAUAUACAAAAGAUCGCAUAUACAUCCUAUCAUAAUAUGAUAUUGCCGUGUAUGAUUUUAUAGAUUCACAUUGCACUCCCUCUUUCCUCACACACACACACACACACACACACACACACACACACACACACACACACACACACACACACACACACAAUGUGAAAAAUGCGAAACGAUAGACGCACCAAUGGACGAAAUGUUUGAAUGACGAUAGAUUAUUCGCCCGAUCUCGUGUUUUACGAGCAUUUUGUUAAUUUUUAUUCAUGUUUUUACUUAAGUCUAAUUCUUCUUCGUCAUCGAUACUGUUUUACUGAUAACGAUGAAUUAACCACAUCUAGUAAUAACACGCGAUUAGACGAAAGAAAAAUUUCCCUUUCUUAUACACAUGACUUGUCCCCAGUAAUUGCGAUCAUUGUUUCUAAAAACGAAAAAAAAA